GUGGAAUCUCUUCCUGCGCAUGCGCGGACUAGUUUGGACUGGAUCUUUUCGAUAAACGCGAAGAACCGACACACAUACGACUCACACGUUUAUUUAGUUAUGAACAGAAAGUUUCUACAGGAUAUCUUGAAAACCAUUAUCCUCGUGUAUACAAUGUAUAUGGUGCUACAAUGGUGACGUCACACUCAGCAAGAACAUGAUAAGACCGCAACCAGAAGAAGAACUCCGGUCCUGAUUUUACUGCUGUCUCAGCUUUAAGCUGAUUUUAGUUCCAUUUUUUUUGCUUGCCAGCUUUUACAGUCGUGUGGGAAAAGAAAGCAGUUCGUGCAAUGAUUGCAGCUAGUUUUAGAGACUGUGCGGCCUGGCGGGCAGAAGGCCUCCCACUGUCCACCAGCAGUAACGAAGCCUGCAAAAUUUACGACGCUAUACUCACACAGUAUACAACAUGGCGUAAUGAUGAGACCCUUGGAGGAAUAGAAGGAUGUAUGGCAGCGGUCCAAGCAGCUGACCCGGACUUUGUGAUGGGUCAUGUGAUCAGCACUGGACUGCAGUUGGUGGGGACGGGCAGUUCAGUGCUGCAAGACCAAAAGCUGGCCAGCGCCGUGAGGAAGACUGUGGAUCUUGCAGGCUGCCAGGAGCUCACAGCCAGAGAAAAACAGCACGUCAAAGCCAUCGAGCUCUUCGCGAAAGGAGCCUUGGCUAAGGCCUGUGAUGUUUGGGAAGAUAUUCUGGUGGAGCACCCCACAGACAUGCUAGCUUUGAAGUUUUCCCAUGAUGGCUUUUUCUAUUUGGGUGAACAGACUCAGAUGAGAGACUCUGUGGCUAGGGUUCUUCCCCACUGGAAACCACACAUGCCUCUCUACAGCUAUUUAAAAGGCCUGUAUUCAUUUGGACUUCUUGAAACUCAUUUCUAUGACCAAGCUGAGAAAGUAGCAAAGGAGGGUCUUGCUUUAACUCGUGAGGAUGGCUGGUGUGUCCAUUCUGUAGCUCAUGUCCAUGAGAUGAAGGCAGAAGUAGAGAAGGGGCUGAAGUUCAUGGCAUCCACUGAGAAAGACUGGGUGGUGUGUGACAUGUUGGCGUGUCACAACUACUGGCACUGGGCACUUUAUCACAUUGAGAAGGGAGAAUAUGAAGCAGCAUUAAAAAUCUAUGAUGAGCAGGUAUCCCGUCGAUGUGUUAACUCAGGGGCCAUGCUGGACACAGUGGACGCCUGUUCAAUGCUUUACAGGCUGAAAAUGGAGGGCGUGAGUGUGAAAGAGCGUUACCGGGAGCUGUUGCAGGUGACUGAGCCCCACUCUGAGGACCAUACUCUUCUCUUUAAUGACCUGCACUUCCUCAUGGUGUCUUUGGGCUGCAAAGAAACAGGAGUCACACAGCGACUACUGGAGAGCCUGCGAGAGCUGGCAAAAAACCCUGAGGAAAACCAUCAGCACCAGCUUGCUAGCACUAUUGGGUUACCCAUGUGUCAAGCCAUGGUGGAAUAUGAUGAAGGAAACUAUAGUAAGACAGUGGAGCUGCUUAAACCUUUAAGAUACCGCUUCGCACAGAUAGGGGGCAGUGAUGCACAGAGGGAUGUUUUCAACCAGCUUCUCAUCCAUGCUGCAUUGAAGUCCCAAGACAAACACCAUCAGAGAUUUGCCAGGUGCCUGCUGGUUGAAAGAGAUGCAGUGAGAAUGAACUCCGCUCUCACUGACCGACUCAUCCAAAGAGCCCACUCUCUACACAUUUAACUGCUGAAGACAUCCACUACAAACAUAUUUUUUCUUCAAAAUCACUGCUAAAUCCCCUUAAUAUACUCGGUCAACCUGACAUAUUAUUAGACACAGCGCUGUCGAAAUUUUCCACUCUAAUUGAACAAAAGGUGUUGACUACAUUUCUAUAACAGCAGCUCUGAAAAUAGUUUUGGCUGCAAGGCAAACCACAGGUUUAUAUUAAUACACGUUUUAAUACGUUAGCGUUUCCACAGUAACAGCUAGCACAGGGAGUUUUAUGGUGGAUGUAGCACAUAAGUGGAAUAGAAGAAGCAUACAUUCAUUGAUGUGGUGAAGUUUCCUGUGAGGAAACGUUUAUUUCAUAUUUUUGAAAGAAGUGUCCAGUUUUCCAGUCUCCGGUUUCUUGGUACCGUGACAAGCUGCAUUUAUUUGUCUUAAUGUUGAGUUAAAGAAAAAAAGAGAGAGGCUGGUGUUAUACCAUGAGAAGAACUCGUUUCCCGGACAUUCCACAAUAUUCAAAGUAACUAUAUUAACAAAUAUGAAGUUUGAUGUUAUUCCUUAAUUAAAACCUUGGCAUUUUGCUAUGGUCUAAGACGAGGAAGCCUCAUUGUGGUGUUAUUGGAAAAUAACUAAAAAUGGAGUGGUGUGAUUACCACACUGAAGUUUAUUAUUUUCCAAUAACACCUGUCUCGUGUUUUACUCCUUACUUAAUCACUAUUACGGCCACACACUAAACAAAAUGAUACAGAACAGCAAUUAAAUAAAGAAUCUAAAUCUCUAUUGAACUUAUUAACUGCUCAUUCCUGGAUCCUAUUAGAAGCUUAAAUGUGUGCUUUAUUAAAGGCAGGGGCACUCAGAGGGUAAGCCCAAUAAGGCUCUAAAUAAAAGACUGAAUAUUUACAGUUAAUAAAAGCAUUGUUUAUAA
Molecule: messenger RNA, 2637 nt
Organism: Hemibagrus wyckioides
Lineage: Eukaryota; Metazoa; Chordata; Actinopteri; Siluriformes; Bagridae
Gene: ttc38
Product: tetratricopeptide repeat domain 38
Exons: 15
Coding region: 330-1730 (466 amino acids)
Molecular function (GO): protein binding
Source: RefSeq, a predicted model, not a curated record